Molecule: messenger RNA, 5341 nt
Organism: Acipenser ruthenus (sterlet)
Lineage: Eukaryota; Metazoa; Chordata; Actinopteri; Acipenseriformes; Acipenseridae
Gene: cpne7
Product: copine VII
Exons: 16
Coding region: 225-1904 (559 amino acids)
Biological process (GO): cellular response to calcium ion
Cellular component (GO): plasma membrane
Molecular function (GO): calcium-dependent phospholipid binding
Source: RefSeq, a predicted model, not a curated record
UCCUCGCCUCUCUCUCCCUCUCUUGCACAUAUAUUCGCGCUCUCGCUCUCACUUUGUAACUGAGUUUGGGAAAACUAGGAGCUGGUGGAUGAAGGGUUUAAACAAAAAAAAUCGAGAGAUUACAUCAGAGAGGUGCUUUCUUGCUUUCUGAAUCUGGACCCUAAAAAAUAGUAUCCCCCCCCCCAAAUCGGAGCUAGCCCAAGCUAACCACAUCAAAUACCAAGAUGAAUGAAAUCCAGGACCUAGCGUCACCAGCGGCUGCCCUUUCCGUGGUCCCCACAGCCUGUGUCUCCAAAGUAGAGCUCCGGGUGUCUUGCAAAGCUCUGCUGGAUCGGGACACGUUAAACAAAUCCGACCCCAGUGUGGUCCUUUUGGUGCAGGCACAGGGACAAUGGACCGAGAUUGACAGGACUGAAGUUAUCAAGAGUAACCUGCACCCUGUGUUUUCCAAAGUCUUCACACUGGACUAUUACUUUGAGGAGGUCCAGAAGCUGCGGUUUGAAGUCUAUGACAUCCACGGGCAGUGUGCCAUUGGGACCCGCGAUGACGACUUCCUGGGAGGCAUGGAGUGUACGGUCGGGCAGAUAGUGGCCCAGAAGAGAAUGACAAAGCCCCUCUUUCUGAAAUAUGGGAAAUACGCUGGGAAAUCCACUAUAACGGUUAUUGCAGAAGAAAUUUCUGGAAACAAUGGUUACGUUGAGCUUUCCUUCUGUGCAAAGAAGCUGGAUGAUAAGGAUCUCUUCAGUAAGUCGGAUCCCUUCCUAGAGAUUUACCGAAUCAAUGAAGAUGAGAGCGAGCAGCUUGUCCACAGAACUGAGGUUAUCAAAAAUAACCUGAACCCUGUCUGGGACUCCUUUAAAGUCUCGCUGAGCUCACUGUGCAGCUGCGACGAGAACAAGAAAUUGAAGUGUUUGGUGUGGGAUUACGACUCCAGGGGAAAGCAUGACUUCAUCGGAGAGUUUUACACCACUUUCGGAGAAAUGCAGAAAAUUGUGGGUGGUGACACGGUCAGCUGGGAUUGUGUAAACCCCAAGUACAAAAUCAAGAAGAGGAAUUACAAGAACUCUGGAGUGGUAAUUCUGAGCGAACUCAAACUUCACAGAGAGCACUCUUUUUUGGAUUUCAUCAUGGGGGGAUGCCAAAUACACUUCACAGUAGCUAUUGAUUUCACUGCCUCCAAUGGAGAUCCUCGUAACAGCUGCUCACUCCAUUACAUCAACCCCUACCAGCCCAAUGAGUAUCUGAAAGCCUUGGUUGCAGUGGGAGAGAUCUGCCAGGACUAUGACAGUGACAAGAGGUUUUCUGCUUUGGGCUUUGGCGCUAGAAUCCCUCCAAAUUAUGAGGUUUCUCAUGACUUUGCAAUUAAUUUCAACCCAGACGAUGAUGAAUGUGAAGAAAUCCAGGGGGUUGUGGAGGCCUACCAGAACUGCCUGCCCAAAAUCCAGCUGUACGGCCCAACCAAUGUUGCCCCCAUCAUCAGCAAGGUGGCAAAACUGGCAGCCAAGGAAGAGAAGAGCAAGGAUGCAUCUCAAUACCACAUCCUGCUGAUCCUGACGGACGGCGUUGUCACUGACAUGGCGGACACACGGGAAGCCAUCGUGCGGGCCUCCUACCAGCCCAUGUCAAUCAUCAUCGUGGGCGUGGGCAAUGCAGACUUCACAGACAUGCAGAUCCUGGACGGCGAUGACGGGGUCCUGCGUGCCCCCAAGGGAGAGCCUGUCCUCAGAGACAUUGUCCAGUUUGUCCCCUUCAGAGAAUUCAAGACGGCCUCUCCAGCAGCCCUGGCAAAGUGUGUGCUGGCAGAGGUGCCCAAACAGGUAGUGGAAUAUUACAGCCACAAGGCCUUCUCACCUAAAUGCCCAAUGAUGGAUUCGUCUAUUUCGCCUGCCAACACCCCUGAAUAAUUGAGGGAAAUACACACUAAAAAACCUUACAUGAUUAUUGGAAAACAGCUUGGGAAGGGGAUGGAGGGGAUUAGAGAUGGACAGAACUGCAUAAACUGUUUACAACUUAACAAACAGGAAACAACUGUCUACAUUCAUUCUCCAUGACACCACAUUCUGGUGCACAAAUGACCUUUUAGUGUGUGUGUUAAUGUAAUAUCACAGUCUUAUUGGUUAUCCUAACUGGGUGUGCCUGCAUAGCAUGAAGACUUCUAAAAUACUGGUCUUAAAAGCAAUCACACUUGGCAAUGAAUGUGGAAAAGCAAGUUCUGUUUUCUCUGUUCCUGAAAGACCUCAUUGCCUUGCAAGUGGACUCUUUUCUUAAAGCAGAUACCAAUUUUCUCCUACAAAGGAAUGAGGCACGGUGUGUACUGAAUUCAACUCUGAAGAUCUGGCAGAAGAAGAAUACACAGACCGAAACAUUUGAGAUUGUUAACCUCUUCAACUCCUGAAGAGUUUGUUUCUGAUUUAUCCAGUGAGCCUCCCUACAUCAGGAGGCACUGAGCUACAGGACAGCUGUCUAAUAACCUUUACAAAACUUUGUGUGGAAGGUACAUGCAUGAGUCUGUAGGCUGAUGUUAUUUCAUUAAUAUCUGGGUAAAAAAUGGUUAGAGGUUAUUGGAGUUCUCUUACUGGCUGUAUCAGUGGUAUAUUCUGAUAUGUUUAAAUGUAAUUCUAUAUAAUUUAAUGCUGUAUACAUGCCAUAUUUACCCCAUCUUUGUAAAUAUUAACAAUCCAACACAAUACACAUUUUGAGAAUAUAAUAGUCCUCUACCGUAGGUUUCCGUCCUCUAUAUCAAAUAAAUUGUUUGUAUCAUUUAUUAUUUUUUAAGUAUAUAUUUAUUUAUUUAUAGCUACUCAGAAAAAAAGGCAGCUCAAAGACAGCGCACAUCUAAUUAUCAGCAUUACAUCCAUUUACAUAAUGUAUCUGAAAGCUAGUUUCAAAAGAAACAUUUUUUCAUACGUACUAUGAGAAACUAUGUUAAUGAAGACAGCCGCAAUAUACUAAUUUAAAUAUUUGUUGCAUCUUCUUUGCGAGAUCUCUAGUGUUAUACAUUGCGAGAGUCGUGCGACAUUGUUCAAAUAAAUAGCGGGAGAUGAGUUGUGGUUUGCUGCAGGAGAGGGUGCCUGAAGCCGGAUAACGUCUACAUGCAAGGGUGCUAGAAUCAAAAUAACAUUGUUUUAGUUAAAUGUAAACGUCAUCCGAACAAUGCAUUCUGUUCCGUCUUCAUUUUACCUAUUUUAAUACUAAAAAUAAAAAAAUGAAAGGCAGUUUAAUCCCAUCCGAAUCUAUAGUGGGGACCCCACCUUCACCCCCAAAUAAAAAAUGUGUUUCUAUCAAAAAUCUUUUUAUAACUAUACAGUAGACCCCUGCUAAACCAGAUAUGUUUGUUCGACAUUAAGAGGUGUCGGGUUUAAAAAAAACACAAUAAAAUCACACACGCAUACAUUUAUAGUGCUCAAUGUAUAUUAAAUGUAAGACAAUUAUCACUGCACGGUCUGUGAUCUUGUUCAGCCAAUCACAGCACUUAAUUUAUCCAAGCCAUUUUAUAAACUACAAUAGUAAAAUCAAAUGAACAACACCUAGCGCACAUAAUUCAGAGCCUGUAUUGGUAUUGCAUAUUGUUUAAUAUGAUAUAGAGUACAAACAGGUGAUUUUAAUGUGCAAUUACACUGCUAAAGUCUCUGUACAUAUUUGCUCUAUAGCACAUCAAAUAACAUGUUGAGUAAACAGAUUCAACAGCAAAGUAAUUCAAUGUGAUGUUGGCACAGAAUGCAAUUUGCUAGAAUGUCAAGGACAUUGCACAUAUUUUUUUCUUUUAAAACGUACAAGAAGCCCUUCAGCAGUGUGGUACAUAAGCACUUUGCUGUUGAAUACCAGGUUUUAGUAAAAAGCAAAAUUAAAUUUCUGUGCUUAUGUGCAGCUUUUUUACCUCUGCAGUGCGGAGGUGGCAGUAAUUGCUUUAGAAGUUCCUGCUUGCGGACGUCAAUGCUUUUAAAGUGGGGUGCUUGUGUGUGGCUUUCCAGCUGAACUCUCCGAGGUGCUAAUGCAGCAGUGGGCUCUGAAUCACGCAGCACCUCACAUUCCCUGUGCCCACUCCAGCCAGUCAUGAGCAGACCCACCACUUGACCGCUGCGGUGAGUACAGUUGAAAUUACAGUUCCCUUCAGGCGUGAUUCUUUACAAAUGUGAAAUCAGCUUUGGAGGCACUACACACAAAAAUGGUCCCUCCAUGUGUUUGUUUUUGUGUAGGUGUUCGGGUUCUGUUCUAAACAAAAUGUAAUAGUCACAGCAAUUCCAGUUACGUGUUCGCCUAAAGGUGAUUCAUUAUACCACUUCAAGGUAGUGCAUGGUUUGUACUUGGAUGGGCACUGGAGGAAGACCAAGCCUGCAGUGAAUAUUGUGGUUUUGGUGGCUCAUUAACAGGCAGUUUUCCUCUAAUCUAAAGCUCAACCAGUGCCCCAGUGUGUUUGUAUUUAGUAGAGGAAAGGGGGCAUCUUUUGGUUGAGAUCUUAAAGCAUGGUCCUGUCUAGCACGUGGACCAUGGCACUCGUCUGAAGAGCAGCUGCUCAUUAAAACUCUUCACCUGCCCCAGGUUACCUCUGUAAAUACAAAUACAUUGGUUCUGAGUAAAAAAGACUGUGAUUGAUUAGCGUUCUUCCAUCACUGCCCCUCUUCCUAAUUCCUCCAAUUCUUCUGGUAAACCUUAUCUAUGUUUUUAAGGGGGUCACUCUCUCCUUUGUGCUGUAUAGAGGUGGUUAUAUUUCCAAUGAACACAUUUAAUUAGACUUUAGUUAAACGAAGUUACAUGCAGUUCAACUCAUCUUUAUUCUGGGUUACAUUUUUUAUUUAACAAAACAAUGUUAUACACUAAACAAGAUAUCCAACUUUGCCAAAAGGUACUGAACUGUGUAGUGGUUUUGUGAUAUAUGGGGCACUGUUCACCAAGAACUGGGAGCCAAACUUCUUUAAUGCCUCCAAGAAUGAAAUGUCAGCACAUCCUUCUUAUACACUGUAUUGUCAGACUAAAACUCCAGAAUUAAAUUUAAACACAUUUCAGAAAUACAUCUGUAUGCCAGCUAAAGUAUGUGAAGGGGUUUAAAAAGUUUACUGCUGUAUGGUACAGAUAAAACUACUUUAUUGCAUGCCAAGUUACCUGUGAUUUGAUAUGUGUUGUCCAUUCUUUUCAGUAUUAUAUGCUGAGGAUAUGAGCCUUGCAUGCAAAUUCUAUUAUUAUUAUUAUUAUUAUUAUUGUAACAUGUUAACUACUUGGCAUUUUGGUAAACCAUGUUUAAAAAACUGUUGGCAGUGUUGUAUUUGUGUAUGGAUAUAAAUUCUAAUGUAAAUUUUAUGUUUUUAAAAACAAAACCUCAUUAAAUAUUUGGUAUUUAUUGCCA